Messenger RNA from Harmonia axyridis, 2091 nucleotides. RefSeq lists its product as uncharacterized. The record is from RefSeq and is a predicted model, not a curated record. Lineage: Eukaryota; Metazoa; Arthropoda; Insecta; Coleoptera; Coccinellidae. The coding region runs from base 229 to 1131 and encodes 300 amino acids. The transcript has a single exon.
CUUUCAAAUUUUCAAUACUUUGUUCAUCUAGAUUAAUCAGAGUAUAAUUUCUGGUCAGAAACUGCGAAUUUCAACGGAUUCUGAUUUAAUUUUUUUUUUUUUUAUUUCUAGGUUCUCGUAAGCACUUCCAAUACACUCUCUUCGUCAUCCACAACAGCGUCGACAACAAAUGACAGGAAGAGGAAGAGAACUGAAUGCUCUGUAUCGGAGCAGAAUAAAUCCAAAAAAAUGAGCAAGUUUCAAGAGUUAUGGCUUGAAGACAGGAGAUUCAAAUUGUGGCUUGAAAGGUCGAAAAAAAAUGGUAAUUAUGCAUACUGCAAGGUGUGUCAGUGUGAAAUUGUAGGUUAUAAGAGUCUGUUAUUAAAUCAUGAACAGACCAACAAACACAAAUUAAAUUUUAAAAAAGUUUCGGAAAAUUUUAAAAUCAAUCAGAUCUUCCAAAAUUCAACACCUCAUGAUAAUGCUGUGAAGGAGGCGGAAUUAAUAUUAUCUGGUAUGUUAGCCACAAACAAUCUUUCUUUCUUAUUCAUGGACACUUUAGUUCCUGUUAUAAAAAGAAUCUUUCCUGAUUCUAAAAUAGCACAAAAUCUAAAAUUAAAAAGGAGUAAGGCCACUGCUUUAGUUUCAGAAAGUUUGGGAAAAAUAUUUUUGGACAAAUUGAAUAAUCAGUUGAAAACUCCCGGAACAUAUUUUUCCCUAAUUUUGGAUGAAACCACGGACAUAUCUGUUAAAAAGCAGUGUGCGUUCACUGUCAUAUUUUAUGAUACAGAAAAUAAGUGCACAAAAACUCAAUUCUUUGAUUUAGUUGAAACCAAAGGUUCCACGGCAUAUGAUUUGUUUAAUGUCUUGAAAAGUAGCCUGCUAUCGCGAAAUAUCCCCCUUGAAAAUUUGGUUGGCUUUUCAUCAGACACCGCAAAUGUGAUGGUUGGAGAGCACCAAUCUGUAUUUGCGCUGUUGCGAAAAGAAUUGCCAAAUAUUGUUUGCGUGAAGUGUUCAUGUCAUAUGGCCCAUCUAGCAGCCUCAAAGGCAUGUUUGGUAUUACCUAAACAUGUUGAAGAUCUGCUUAGAAACAUAGGUAGCCAUUUCAGCAGGAGCUCUUCCCGUAGACAAAAGUUUGAAGAGUUCCAAUAAUUUUUCAAGGUGGAUAUACACAAAAUUCUUUCUCCAUCAAAUACCCGGUGGCUCUCGGUAAAGGCUUGUGUUGAUCGAGUACUCGAACAAUACGAGCCUUUAUCAGCCUAUUUCAGAGAAAAUUCUUUUGAUGAUCUAUCAUACAUAACUGACAGUAUUCUGGACACUUUGUCAAAUAGUUUCACCAAAUUAUAUUUAGAAUUCAUGUCUCAUGUUCUUGGCCUGAUGACUGAGUUUAACCUGGUAUUUCAGUCAGAAAAACCGCUGUUAUACAAAGUCAAGCCUGAGACUGAAAAACUAGUCAAGACAUUAAGCUCUUAUUAUAUGAAAAUGCCUAUAAUAAGGCAAUAUGGAAAAGACAUUUUGAAAUUGAAUCAUGUGAAUCCUGAUUUUUUUGUGCCAUUAUACAAAAUAUAUUUAGGUGUUGCUGUUAGCCAAACAUUAGCAGAAAUUAAAAGUAAGUCCAUUGAUAAGAAAGACUGGGAAUCUGUGGUGAACAAUAUAUUAUCAUUUUAUUUAAAGUUAAUUGGCGACAUCAAAGGAAGGUUCAAUUUUAGUGAUCCAAUUUUCAAUUUAAUUGAUAUAAUGGAACCAAAAGUGGCACAGUCCUUCGAAACACAAUCACUUUAUCCUAUCUUGGAAAGAUUUCCUGUACUUAAGAAGUACGUAAAUCUACAAGAUUUGGAUAAUGAGUGGAGGGCUCAUGCUCUUUUGGAUUUUGAUUCUUUCGGCCUUCAGGCAUAUCAUGAUAUUGAAAAAUAUUGGUCCAAAAUUUUCAGUCUAAAAAAUGAAGCAGGAGUUGAUUUAUUUCCAAAUUUAAAAAAUACUUUCUCGUUACUCUUUGUUCUACCGUUUUCAAAUGCCAGUGUUGAAAGAGUCUUCAGUGACCUUUUCAAUAUCAAAACGGAUAAGAGAAAUCUGUUAUCCACGGAUACAAUUAGAGGUCUUUUGGCAAAAGCG